UUGACUCUGGCGGGUUUCCGUAGGGAAAAACACGCGUUGCCUUAGCAACGGCUGCGAGUUUAAUCAAUUUCCUCUUACAAACGGGUUUAAAACUAGCGUUAAAUGAUAGUUUGUGAAGGAAUUAAAGAAGACGUUAAUAGAUGGCUUCGAGUAACCCGUCGUUGUUCCUUCUUACUGUAAACGGACAAAUAGAGGGAGCGAACUUUCCAGAGUAUGACAGCCUUUACUGCAAAUACUCCUACGUUUACGGACACGACUGGGCCAUUACGACGGGUCUAGAAGAGGGCAUCACCCAGAUCACCUGUAAAAGCAGUUUGUCACGGACUUUAGUCUGGAACUUUCCUCUGGAAACAACGUUUAAGAGCACCAAUCCAUCUGGAUGGCCUCAGAUUGUGAUCAGUGUGUAUGGACCUGAUGUGUUUGGCAAUGAUGUGGUGAGGGGCUAUGGAGCGACCCACAUCCCUAUCACACCCGGACAACACACUAAAACCAUUCCCAUGUUUGUUCCCGAGCCCACAUGGAGACUCCAGAAGUUCACAGGCUGGUUGCUAGGGCGAAGACCGGAGUACACAGACCCUAAAGUAGUGGCGCAGGGUGAAGGCAGAGAAGUAACAAGAGUUCGUUCUCAAGGUUUUGUCACCGUCUCCUUCCACAUCACCACCAAAGACAUGAAGAAGAUGGGCUACGACACGGGACCGUCCAACCCCCAGACUGCUGGUGGCGUGGACGCUUUCUAACACAAGCCUCAAAUCUUUUUAUACAUUUGUACUUAAAUGCAUAUUUCUAUAUAUAUUGUUUUGCAGAACAGUUUUUUUAAUAAACACCAAGUGCUGCAUUUGGUUGAAAGACUACACAAAAGCAAAGACAGUGGAGCUGCAGUGAAACCUUUUAUUUUGAAACGACGCAGCUACACCCGCCCUCCUCCAUCCGCCUGCUGCGCUCGUUUGUUUAGAUGCCGUUAAAAUACCACAACGACUUUUCCUACAAAAUAAACCCAUUACACAGAAUGAUAGGGAAUAGAGAAAAACAGUAUGUUACAAUAGUACAAAUGAUAAAUUAUAUCAUACAGUUAUAAUGCCAACAGGGGGGGGAGUAUAAAUCCAAUAAACAUUUUUAAAAAAAGAAGCAGCCUGCACCCAGUGCUAUGAGAAAGUAACUGGACGCACAUGAAAGAGAAAAACCAAGAGUCUGAAUAUGUAUAGAAAUACAGCCUGUAAGGUCAGUCGGUCCUCUUUAUAGAAGCAGAAACACAAGAGCUCACUACAUUUCGCCUUUAUUUUCUAUCAUUUGUCAUUGCCUAAACAAAUGCAAUGAUGUUUUAUCUGUUCAGACUGGAAAAAAUAUUGUUUUAAAGUGUUACUCUGUAGGAAAGUGGCUUCCUUGGUGUUUGUUCCAGAAACAUUUUUUUAGUAAAUCUUAUUUUGAAAAGACAAACGUAGCAUUGAGCUUCUUUGUUUUUUUUUCUUACUCAAAUAUUUGCAUCUUUUUUGUCAGAGUGAAAAAAACAUUCGCUGCAGAGUAAAUAUCAAACGCAGCUUUAGCGAUCCCUCAUUUUAAGCCUAAUAUAUAUGUAAUAGCAUAGGUAACCACGAGGGGGCGCCAAACCACUCCGAGAGAAAGCUCCCACUGUAAAUGCUGGCAAGUCCAACUGAAGACAGAGCUGACUCAGAACACAGCAGGUGCAGAUCCCUCUUUUUCCUCCAAUACCAUCAGAGGUGGAGACGCUGCACCUACCGGUUGAAAGUGUAAGGAAUUCUGGCGCUUUGACGUAUUAAAUACAAAACAAACGAGUGUCAGUGAUAUGUGGUCCUAGUCGUAGUGUUUUCUACACACUGCACCCCCAGAAAUCACAGUUGCUUCCACUUUGGUAAAUAGUUGUGCUUCUAAGAGAGGAGUGUUACACGGCCUACCCAUACAGUGAAACAAAAGUACACAAAGUAGACACGACGACAAACGGCUUUGCACAGCUAAAAAAAAAAAAAA
Messenger RNA from Oryzias latipes (Japanese medaka), 1983 nucleotides. RefSeq names its product B9 protein domain 1 (gene b9d1). Gene Ontology annotation, cellular component: MKS complex. Gene Ontology annotation, biological process: cilium assembly. The record is from RefSeq and is a predicted model, not a curated record. NCBI's taxonomy places the organism in Eukaryota, Metazoa, Chordata, Actinopteri, Beloniformes, Adrianichthyidae.